AUGGAACCUACGGAGUUUGAUGCCGCUUUAGGUGGAACCGAACAUCUUCCACAUACUGCAAAUAGCCUAAAAUUUGCUGCCGCUCGAAGCAUUGAAAUAGCAACAAUGACUGAAAGCAUAUUACGACCAAGUAAAACUAAACUAAUUUUUCAAUGUUUACCAGUACACAUGCGACGUAGGGUAAUGAGCCACAACUGCAAACGAUUGCCCAGACGACUACGUUUAGGACAUUUAGAACAGCUUAAGAAAAGUGGAUCGCCUCCAAAACAAAAGCGUCCAUCUCGCAAGUUCAGACGCCGGCCUACGAACCUUUUAAACGAGUACAAUAGACGGCAGAAGAAUAAAGUAUGGCUCGAAACCCACAUAUGGCAUGCAAAACGAUUUCAUAUGGUAGAGCGUUGGGGUCAUCGUCUUGCAUACCGACCCUGCGACAAAGCAUUCAGAGCUUGUUAUAGAGCUAGUUCUGCACAUUGUCUUUUGCAAGAUAUUUCUUAUUACACCCCUAUACAAAUUAAGGGUCAAAUAGACAGCAUUAAAGAUAUUUUUAGUAACAUUACAAGUAACAAUUGUGGACUAGGUAUCUGUGCAAAAGCUUUCUUAAGAGGCAAUAGGAGAGGUACUAUCAAUUUAUAUAUGAAAGAUUGUUACCCCUUUGGGUUUGUAGGAAAAGUUGAAUUUUUAUGGGUGUGUAUGAAUGACUCUAAUUUAGAACUUUGGCUGUUUGUUCAUCCAUCUCAAGUAAACCAAGUGGAAUUACUUUUAAAUGAUAUAACUAAAGCUGGUAUGAGUAUGAUCACUUCAAGUACCGAGACAGAGAUAAUUGCUACUAAAAAGAGAAAAAUAAGUACUAAAUAUUCUGAAGUGCAAAUCAAUAUAAAACCAAAAUUAUUUAACAGAUUUCGUUUGACCGGUCCUAAAAGUCAUGCAGUUUUAGUUAAGUCACUGAAAUGUGUUAAAGAUGUUGAAAAGGUUGAAACAAAUAAGUGGAUAGAGCACAGCAUACAAAAGAAUACAAACCUAUUUCUCAAGGAAAAAUAUGAUUACUGGGAAAAUGUCAGCCUCGUGAACUCACCUGCACAAAUGCCACCGGGAGCAAUAAUCGGUUUGGUCGUAAAAGAUCCUCGGUUAAGUAGACCCUCAAAACGAACUAAAGCGGAAAUAAAAACUACUAAACAAUGUAAUAUUGAAUUAUUACUGAACAAUCCACCGUACACACCUAGAUCACCAUUAUGGGAUGAGACAGUCUGUGAUAUUAUUAAGAAGAAUAAAGUGACUAACUCAGAAUACAUUGAACAUAUAACUCAGACACAGCUUGUACCAGGCGAGGUAAAUGAAGAUGAUCCCUUCCUACAAAACCUACCCAUUGUAUUACUACAAAGACCCGGUUCACAAGAUUCCUGUUAUAAAAAAGUUGGGUAUGGUAGUGGAUGGGACAUAAUAUUACCAGCGGAAUAUGGUCUUCCAUUCUGGUUAACAUUUAUUAUGUUUGGAGCUAGAUCAGGCGGGCUGAGAGAAACAGAAAGUGUGGCUUUGGAAAUGGGUGAAAUUUAUAUGCCACCUGAUUCAGAAGCUGGGGUUUUAGAGGAGAUGAGAUUAGAAUCUGAAUUGAAAGAAAAAUAUUUUAAACGACCACCCAGCAAACGAGUUAAUUACAUUAAGCUCGCAGUUCCUAGCCCAUUUAAAUGUCCAUGGAGUGUUUUAUUAAAAGAUUGGAGCAAUAAUAAACAAGAAAAAUUUUAUGUACUUAGAGAUAAAGUGGUACUAGAAGAAUUACAGGUUUGUAUAGACAGAAAAAAGAAAAUUCCGCAUUUUGAUAACUGUGAUGCUUGUUUGAUACCUGUAUAUAUAAAAGUAGAAGGGAAGGGAAAUUUAACGAGUCAUGCCAUGAUAUGUUUACCACUCCCACAAGAUGUAUGCUCAAAAAAUACUGUCAUGGAACCUCACCACACAGAUGAAAAUCUUAAAUUGAGACGUCAAAAGAGACAAGAACAUAAAAAACUAUUGAAGCAAAAAAGAAGAAGACAAAUCAAGCUGAAAACAAAACAGAAAUUAUUAAAUCAGGUAACUAAACAAAAAGUUAAGCAAAAUAAACAUGAACUAUCAGAUUAUGUGAAGAAUAUGAGAGAGUUGUGGCUACCGUCUAGUAUUGAAACUGUAAGACAUGUUCCAAUCAGACAAGUCAUGGGAUAUAUAUCAAAAGCAGCAUUUAGUUUUUCAGAAGCCAAGUGUUGUGGAAUUGGUUAUGUGGCUUUUAAUGCUCUUAACCAACUGUUAGAACAAAAAAUCAAUCAAGUUCUCAUCAGAAACACUACUUCCAGAAAAUAUACUUUAGCAAAUAUCAAUAUAAUUAAGUCACCGUAG
Messenger RNA from Danaus chrysippus (African queen), 2361 nucleotides. The record is from the annotation of a GenBank genome assembly. NCBI's taxonomy places the organism in Eukaryota, Metazoa, Arthropoda, Insecta, Lepidoptera, Nymphalidae.